Messenger RNA from Armigeres subalbatus, 1411 nucleotides. RefSeq names its product probable serine hydrolase. The transcript has 3 exons. Gene Ontology annotation, molecular function: hydrolase activity. The record is from RefSeq and is a predicted model, not a curated record. Lineage: Eukaryota; Metazoa; Arthropoda; Insecta; Diptera; Culicidae. Bases 299 to 1366 code for a protein of 355 amino acids.
CCUGUAUAGAGUUGUUGUUAAGCUUAAAGUUUUGCAAAUUUUGCACGGAGAGUGAGUGAAAGUAAGCAAUAACUGAAAAUCGGCGGCUAAACUCGAUCAGUUCACUGAUGUGAAAACUUUAAUUGUAACAUAAUAUUCAAUAUCCGACUGAUUAUGUGAUUGUUGACAUACACAUCACGAAAGUGUUUGAAUCGGCUCACAAAUGGUAAUCAAAAAUAAUUAGUGAUAAGAGAUAAGAGAGCCCUGCCAAAAUUGAAUAUAACUUCCUGAAACAGAAUCGGUGCUCUCAUGGGAUAAAAUGACGCUAUUCAGAUCGUCAAUGUCUUCAAUCUUUGUGCGAAUGCUGAGAGUCCCCAAGCGUUCAACUGGAGUCGUUUUUAGUCAAAGAUUCUUCCAUAAUCCACGCACUUGUGCUGAUUUACGCUAUACAGAGCAGCCAAAGGUCGAAGAAAUACGAAUUCCGGUGUCAUACGGUGAAAUCGCCGGAAAGUGGUGGGGACCGAAAGAUGUUCGUCCAAUUGUUUCGCUGCAUGGUUGGAUGGAUAACGCUGGAACCUUCGAUAGACUGAUACCACUUCUGCCUCAUCACAUGAGCUUCCUGGCUUUGGAUUUUGCUGGCCAUGGAUUAUCGUCGAAAAUUCCCGACGGACUGAUGUAUCAUGCGAUGGACAAUGUUUACAUGUUGAGAAUGGUGAUGCAAUACUUUCAUUGGAAAAAGAUUUCGUUUAUGGGGCACUCAAUGGGAUCACUCAUCGGCUUUGUUUUUUCAUCGAUAUUCCCAAAUGUAGUAGAUUUCAACAUCGGGAUAGAUGUGCUAAAACCGCAUAUAAUGGAUCCUAACAAGGUUGGACCACGCUUGCAGAAGGAAAUUCCACUAACGUUAAAAGCUGAUAUGCGUAACCGUGACGGCACUGAGCCUCCAAGCUAUACUUAUGAAGAUUUAGCGUAUCGUCUUUACCUUGGAACGCACAAAUCUGUGUCAAUAGAGACUGCUCCGUACUUGUUGGAUCGUAACAUCCAGAGAUCGUCGGUGGAUCCAAAUAAAUUCUACUUCAGCCGGGACAGCAGAAUGAAAUUUAGCCUUGGGAUUGGCUGGGGUCAGGAGGUAAAUCUAGAGCAGGCAAAGAGAAUGGUGAUGCCUUAUAUGUUUCUCAAGUCGAAGCAUUCACCGUAUUAUGAACACAGGAAAUACUAUAACGAAUUUAUAGAAGUCGUGCAAAAGAACAACCCCUUUUUUGAGCUGCAUGUUGUAGACAGCACACAUCACAUGCAUCUUACAGAACCAGAAAAAGUUGCACCGAUAAUUACGAAUUUUUUGUUGAAAUAUUGGAAGCAUGAUGCGUUGAAUCAGGCAAUGCCACAGUGAAUAAAUAUUUGAUUGGAUGAAAUACACAACUUCUUUUAGUUUUUA